Molecule: messenger RNA, 1837 nt
Organism: Pisolithus orientalis
Lineage: Eukaryota; Fungi; Basidiomycota; Agaricomycetes; Boletales; Pisolithaceae
Exons: 3
Coding region: 144-1685 (513 amino acids)
Source: RefSeq, a predicted model, not a curated record
AUGCGAUAUUGAGGCAAGCCGUCGAUUGGGCCUGCGACUCGCGAGGACUAGUUGGCGCCAGCCUCAUAGACAGGCUGAUCACACUAGGCCCAAGGUUUCCAACGGAUUUUCUUCCGUGCUAUCCGACUAUACACAAUCCUGCGAUGGAUGAACUCACCGAGGCACGAGCAGCACUGGCUGCGAUGGAGAAUCGCGAACGAGAACUCCUCAGCGAGCUUCACAGCAUCCGGGAUGCCGUUCGAUUGCAAAGGUCUAGAGUCGAAGAACUCAUCACACGAUUGCCGAUAUCUCCUCUUGAUCGUCUUCCCAACGAGUCACUUUUGCGGGUACUCGAGUUUUACCUUGGGGAGGCCGCCCAGACAUGCGACGUGUAUAUCCACACCAAGCGGGAGUUGGCGAGCGUGUCACGUCGUUGGAGAGACCUGAUUCUGCACUCUCCAAGUCUUUGGACCUUGCUCACGGUGACUUCAAGUUGGAGCGAAGCACGUGCGAAAAUAUAUGUGACUAGAAGUUCACAAUCUCUCCUCGACAUCGUUAUCAGGUUUUGUGAUUAUCGUUAUGAUGAUAACAACGGAAUUUUCCCUGCACUCCUCGAUAUUCUGACCUCUUGCGCUCAUCGCUGGCGCAGUCUCAUCAUCCACAAGCAUACCCCCGAGGAUUACGGGUUUCUCGUGCUGGGAAAGCUGAAUCGAUUAUCGUUCCCUUCACUAGAACGGGUUUCAAUCUCGAACUUCCCUGGCUCAUUAAGGGGACAAGGGGAACUCUAUCAACCUACAUUCCUGCGUCCCCAAAUUGCCCCUCAUUUAGAACAAGUGGAUCUUCAUGUAAACGUUAAGACAUCCGCAGCCGUCCACAUCCCUUCUGGUGUUACCGACCUUUCCCUUCAUUUUUAUGACUGCGAUCACAUCCAACACUCAUCACUUUUCGAGGGUCUUUCUUGCCCGGGACUGACUUCCCUUUGCAUUUCUGGCCACGCUGUCGACUUCAACUCACCCCCGAAUAGUAUUCAGUUACCUCUACUGGAGAAAUUCGUGUGCACACUCAGCUGUGCGAAGUCACUGAUACAUGCUCUUGUCGCUCCGCGGCUCAGACAUUUUGAUUAUUCUCCAUCUUCCUGCAACGAUUCCCCGAGCACAAUUUUUGCAGACCUCCACUCCAAGUUCAUUAGCGUCGGUUACCUCCACCUUUCCGGCUCCACCGCACACAUUUUAUCAGAGGCUGUUUGCAUGGCGUUCCCAAAUGUCCGCGCUCUGCGGCUCACUCCAUCCAAUGACGUUUUGUCGGAUUCUUGCCCAGCCGACUUUCUGGGUGGUGCCCUCCACUGGAAGAAUCUGAAGAACCUGACUAUAUACCCACCGGAUGGCUCUGACUUGGAGCCGCUAGAUGGUUUAGCCGCCUGGCUCCUGCAGCGACUAAAUGCGGGUCAAUCGAAAUUGCGUGUCACAGUUAUUACCUCUGGGUGUGGAAUGCCGUCACUGUUUCAGAAACUAACUGAACUCUGUUCUCUGGAGUGGUUUGAUCUUUGUCAUAACGUUACUAUGAUGCGCCGUCGAAGUGGAAGCAAGGAUUGGGUGUAUCAAAUCUGCCUGCCUGCGUUGUCGAUGAGCUCAGUACCACUCUCAGAACAGGGAACGUUCGAGGCAGGGUCAGAGGUUGUCAGUGUGGGAUGUAUAUAUAGGCCAUGACUAGGCGACGGCUCGUGUGUUCAUGGUAAUUGUUUACAUUGAUGAGCAGUUUGCCUGCAGUGGCAAUCUAAAUGAGUGUUGGCAGUUAUCUUGUUGCUGACAGCUCUACCAUGCGUGUCUCGUGCAGGUUUUAUUAACGGCAAAUGCAGGCC